AUGGUUUACAUUGGGAUCCCCAAGAAUUAUACGGCGUCGCCGUCUUCCUUCGCAGGAACACCGUCCUUGACCAUCAAUUAUGAGGCAACCCAGGAUCUCGACUCUUGCAAUGCCUUUGAAGGCCCAGAGAAACUGCUGGAAGUGUGGUUCGCUCCCUCCGCCCAGGAACUCGGCCCCGCGCAGCCUGCGGGCUUGAAAGCUGUGCCCGAGGAAAUCUGGAAGGACAUGCUGGAUCUCGUCAACUGCCAAGUUUUGUCCAUUGUGUCGUCUGAGGAUGUGGACGCCUAUUUGCUUUCGGAAUCCAGCAUGUUCGUCUGGCCGCACAAGUUGAUCCUCAAGACCUGUGGAACGACCACCCUACUGUCGGGCCUGCCGCGCAUCCUCGAGAUUGCCGCCUUGUUCGGCGGAUUCCCCAAGUCCACGGCUCCCUCCCGCGGGAUUUCUGUUGCCGCUGCGCCGUACCGCGUGUUCUACAGCCGCAAGAACUUCCUCUUCCCGGACCGUCAGCGCGGCCCUCACCGCAGCUGGAGGGAUGAGGUCCGCACCAUGGACCGGCUGUUCCUUAACGGCAGUGCCUACAUGAUUGGCAAGAUGAACGGCGAACAUUGGUACCUGUACCUGACCGAGCCCCACACCCUGCUCACCCCCCCGACCACCCCCGGGGUGAAGACCGAGUUCCACGAAACCGAGACUCGGGUGCUGAGCCUCCCCGAGAGUGCUGCUCUUCAGGCGGCGGACUCGCAGGACGAUGAGACCCUGGAAGUGCUGAUGACCGAUCUGGAUGCGGAGAAUGCCAAGCAGUUCUACCUCGAGCAUGCGACCUCUGUGGCGGAGACCCGUUUCAACAAAUUCGAUGCGGACGAGGGCGACCACGUGGAUGUGUUCAGCAACACUUCCUCCGACAUGAGCGACAUCGACUCGGAGGAAAGCCGCGUGCUACCUCCCGAACUGACCACCGAGGGCCACGCGCUGGGAACCGUGGUCUCCGAUGCCUGCGGUCUGUCGGACGUGUAUCCCAAGGAGAUGUAUCCCGACUCGCGGAUUGACGCCUAUCUGUUCACUCCCUGCGGCUUCUCGGCCAACGGUGUGAUUCCGCCACCCAAUGGCAAAGCGGGAACCCACUACUUCACCGUGCACGUCACCCCGGAGCCCCAUUGCUCGUACGCCUCGUUCGAGACCAAUGUGCCGCACUCGCAGAACGGCCAGACGACCGCUGGCAUCAUCAAGCAGGUGGUCGACAUCUUCAAGCCUGGUCGUUUCAGCGUGACGCUCUUCGAGACCAAGCCCGUGGUGGCCCAUGUGGACGACGACUGGAAGGAAGCCAAGUACCUGGAGCGCCAGGCUGCUCGCCGGGCGGCGCGAAUGGAGCAUGUAGAGGGAUACCGACGGGUGGACCGGAUUGUCCACGAUCUUGACGGCUAUGAGCUUGUGUUCCGUUACUACGAACGCCUGGACUGGAAAGGGGGGGCCCCUCGGCUGGGAGAAGAGAAAUUUUGA
Molecule: messenger RNA, 1497 nt
Organism: Aspergillus clavatus NRRL 1
Lineage: Eukaryota; Fungi; Ascomycota; Eurotiomycetes; Eurotiales; Aspergillaceae
Product: adenosylmethionine decarboxylase SPE2
Exons: 2
Coding region: 1-1497 (498 amino acids)
Biological process (GO): spermidine biosynthetic process; spermine biosynthetic process
Cellular component (GO): cytosol
Molecular function (GO): adenosylmethionine decarboxylase activity
Source: RefSeq, a predicted model, not a curated record